CUUGUUUUUACUGUGAUUGGUGGAAAUAUGUUAUAAAUCUCAAAAACUUUGUAAAUAUGUACAGCAAGCAGUGUGAUUUAUGGAAAGAUUACUCAGAUUCAUGAGAUCUCUUUGUGUUUGUCUCAUUUCUACUAAUAACAACCUGAAUGAUUUUUUUGAACAAAUGCCAGAAGGUUAAGGUUCUCCGAUCUGUCUAAUCUGGAAGUUGAUGUUUAUGAUCUGUUUGGGCUAGAUGAGAGAAUCUGGGGUUCGCAACUGUGUUGCUUAAACCACAGAAUAUUGUAUCUAUUCAUGAGUAGCCUACUCAAGUUUCCCCUCUUCAUUCAUGGUAGUAGCCCAGGAAAAACCAAGUAUUUUGCUAGGAGAUGGCAUUGGAGCUUGGGAAGAGGAAGAGUCACAGUGGUGAGCCCGCAGAUGCUAGGAGGCCAGCUUGGGAGGGAAGGGAGAACAUGUCCCUGAUCCUGACAGGAUCCCGCCUUUUUUUGCUGUGGGUUUAGGUCAGAUGAGAAAUGAAUCCUUGACGGUGUACAGCAAGUGAGAAGAGGCGAUUAUCUCUUCAUCUCUUCCCCUGUCUGAGAAGAGGUAGCAGGGCUGUGUGGAGAGAGCAAGGGCCUCUGCUGGGCUCUGGCUAAGGCAAUGAGGUGAUCCCUUUAGGGGAAAAAAAUAAAACUGAUUUCAGUAGGAAGGAUGCAUCUUCUGAUUUGAAUGAAAAUAGGAAAUUUUGUUAAUAAUUUUCUUGGUUUCUGAAUACAGCUAGGGGAAAUGUCGAAUACUCAUAUUUGAUUGCUUUCUCCAAUUUGGUAAAAAGAGCAAGAAAACAAGGUGGGUGGUGUUGGGGAGGACCCCUCCUCCCACCCUAUCCCCUUUUAUAGUGGGUAUUAGGGCUGCGGUAAACACCUGUUAAACUCCUGGUUCCCUGGGCAUUUGCUGACUGGUCAGAUCAUUUCACCUUUUCCCUGUGUCUCCUCGGGCAUCCAUCUCAGAACGUAGUGCUUCGUGGAGUUCAGAGAGGCAGUGCUUCCUUCUUCAGCCUUUCUGGACGCUCUCAGGACCCACUGUAGGAGGAACGCUGGCUGAACAAGUUGAAAUCAUCGCAGAAGGAUAAAGUUCGUCAGUUUAUGAUCUUCACACAAUCUAGUGAAAAAACAGCAGUAAGUUGUCUAUCUCAAAAUGACUGGAAGUUAGAUGUCGCAACAGAUAAUUUUUUCCAAAAUCCUGAACUUUAUAUACGAGAGAGUGUAAAAGGAUCGUUGGACAGGAAGAAGUUAGAACAACUGUACAAUAGAUACAAAGAUCCUCAAGAUGAGAAUAAAAUUGGAAUAGAUGGUAUACAGCAAUUCUGUGAUGACCUGGCACUCGAUCCAGCCAGCAUUAGUGUGUUGAUUAUUGCAUGGAAGUUCAGAGCCGCCACGCAGUGUGAGUUCUCCAAACAGGAGUUCAUGGAUGGCAUGACAGAAUUAGGAUGUGACAGCAUAGAAAAGCUAAAGGCCCAGAUACCCAAGAUGGAACAAGAACUGAAGGAACCAGCACGAUUUAAGGAUUUUUACCAGUUUACUUUUAAUUUUGCAAAGAAUCCAGGACAAAAAGGAUUAGAUCUAGAAAUGGCCAUUGCCUACUGGAACUUAGUGCUUAAUGGAAGAUUUAAAUUCUUAGACUUAUGGAAUAAAUUUUUGUUGGAACAUCAUAAACGAUCAAUACCAAAAGACACCUGGAACCUUCUUUUAGACUUCAGUACAAUGAUUGCAGAUGACAUGUCUAAUUACGAUGAAGAAGGAGCAUGGCCUGUUCUUAUUGAUGACUUUGUGGAAUUUGCACGCCCUCAAAUUGCUGGGACAAAAAGUACAACAGUGUAGCACUAAAGGAACCUUCUAGAAUGUACAUAGUGUGUACAAUAAAUACAACAGAAAAUUGCACAGUCAAUUUCUGCUGGCUGGACUGAACUGAAGAUCAAUCCUCACAAUUCAGAUGGAGGGUUGAGACAAAACUUUAAGGAUACAUCUUGGACCAUACCGUAUUUCAUUCUUCUAAUGGUGGCUUGGGCUUGUCUUCUAGUCUGGCCGCUCUAAACAUUUAUAAUUCCAACCUUGUGGAUUUCAUCUUCUAUCUGUGGACCAUCCUAGUUUAUUCUCCCAUAAGUCUUAGAAGCUUUAUGGUGAUUAUUUUGAGGUUUUCAUUCUCGCAUAAAGCACAAUGCUGUCUUCAUCAGAAAACAGUUGGCAUAAGAAUUAAACAUAUGAACAUCACAAAACAAUUUAUAAAAACUUCUUAAAUAUACGCUUUGGGCUAGUUGCAAAGACUAUGCUAAUAGCACUUCCAAUGAGAGUGAUAUAUUUAAGUGUACUGGAUCUGGAAUGGUGUUUUGGUUUGGGGGGAAUUUUUUUUUUCCUGGCAAAUCACAUGUGUUGUUGAUGUGACUAGAGUAUCUGAUGAAAAACAAUGUCAGAAUAACCAACAUGAAAAUUUUUAGGAUAACUUGGUGCCUACCUGAAAAAUGUAUUGUGUUUCAGACUCUUGAUUUCAAAAGGUUCCACAGAAGUAGUCUGUGCUUACCUUACCCACGUUUAUAUUUCGUUGCCCUACAGGGAGCUUUUAUUUAGCAAAUGUCUGCAUAAUGUUAGAUUCUACUUCUGUCUACGUUAUGCACUACAUAAUUGGACUUCAUUAUGCUUUUGAAAUGCUUAUCUGCCUGUCACAUAAGUUAAACUAUUUAAUUUGUUUUGAAUGUUUUGGAUUGCUACACAAUACAAUAUUCUAAAUUUAGGCAUGAGGGUUUAUUUUUUGUUUUGGUUCUACUUUUUUUUUUUUUGUCAUCGCACUAUGGAACACAAAUGAAAUUCUCUUUAAUUUAUAAGAUUGUAGAAGUAACAUUUUGAAAAUGGUUGGAUGAGCCAUGAAGUUCAAUCUUUAUGAUACAGGUACUGCUCUUUCAGACAAAUAGUCCAUUUUCGAUGACUUCUUAUUUUGUUGAAAUUGCUUUAACUGCUAAUCACUGUGGUUGCCAAAUAUUUACUUUAGGAGCAAAGAUUUUCAAACAAGCAUACAUGAUGCAAAAUACCGAUCUGGCUUCUAGUCUCUACUGUUUUUGUUUCACUCAGAUUAGCUCAGUUUUCUCAUCAAAGCAAAUGCUGUCUUGUAUGUAUUUUUUUCAUUUCAAGACCCAUGAGCUGCUUUUAUGCUGAAAAUGGUCAUUUCUCUGUUCACUUACUGACACGUGAAGAAGGGUUUUUUUUUCUUGAACAUUUCCGUAACGCAGGCUAGAAAUAUAAUACUUCAAAUGGUAGGUGAUUAUGGUCUUUUGAUAGGAAUAGAUUGUGCUUGGUAUAUCCAGGUACUCUCUCUAAGGUCUAGGGUUGAUAUUAACCAAGGAAUGUACUUCAGAAUAACAGUACAUUUUAUGCAAACAUGGAAAUUAUUUUAGGAAACAAUGACAUAUUAAAACUGCUUUUUAUCUACAUGAUUUUGAAGUAGACUAGAAAGCUUUCCCUAUGGACAUACUAAUAUUCCAAUCAUAACUUUAAUUCAUGAAUGCAGUUUUACCAAAAGAAACAUUUGAAAAUUUCUAUUCAGGCUACUGGAAUUGGUUAUUAAGACAAAAAGGAAGAAGAGUAAUCCUGCUGCUUUCAGUGUUUCCCGAUUUCAUUUUUGUAAAUAUAAAGAGGAACUUCAAUUAUGAGAAAUGUUUAAAAGAUAUAUAUAUAUAUAUAUAUAUCUCUAUAUAUAUAUAUAUAUAUAUAUCUAUAUAUGUACUGUUUCCUGUCUUGAAGAUUUUGAGUUAUGGUUAUUGUUUUCAGAUUGAUUAAUUCUCAUAUGCUGUGUUUUGAAAUGAGAUCCCAUUAGCUUUUUUUCCCCAAUAUAAAGUGUUUUCUUUAAAAGUCUGAUAUUGGUUCGUGGCCUAGUGCCUUGGAUUUUACAUAUUUUUCUUUUUAAAUGCAAAACCUUUUCAACAAAAUAGUGUUUGUCAUCAGGUUGGUACUAAACAUUUAUAAUUACUGUGUAAUUAUAAACAAAAAUACAUAAAGCUUUGAAUAUAAUUAUGUAGCAUAAAGUUAAGGUUGUUCACUAUGAUGGCAUCUUAGAAUUAAACAACUUUUAUUAGGGCUGAAAAGAGAAGACUGAUUUAAUGUGGUAUGAUUAUUCUGAAGAUAAAUGUCUGGUUACAGGGAAUAUUUUGUACUAAAAGAUGAUUACACAUAUGGCUGUGUGUGUUUGAGUCUGUGUCUGCGAGAGAGCCAGAGAGAGAGAGAGAUUGACAGAAAGGGAGAGACACACCCCCCACCCUUGAAUUGCUUUAAUUCCUGUGUUUCAGUCCUCAUUUCGGUCAGCUCCCCAUGCUGAUUCUUUGUUUUCAACUGAACCAUAGGUACAGUUUCCUUUUUGCCAAAUGUCAAAACAGGUACACAUUUUAAAAUGUAAUGCUUUUUAAAUAGUAAAAUGUAUAAAAUUAGAAGUGCCCACAUAUUAAAAAUACUUGAGAUGAAGAUUAUCUUUAGUGAAUAUCAUCUGCAUAUCUCUGUAAGUUCAAUUGUGUUUCUCACAGUCCCUGUCAUAUUACCAACAGAGGCAAUAAAAGCUUCAGUGAAAUUGCCAUGACUAAAUCUUUUCACAUAUUUCAGUGUAUUUUUUUAUAGAUUUAAAAUAUACCUGCAAACUUUUCCAGGAGGAAUAACUAUUCAUGGAAAAAGCAUUGUAAUGGCAUGUUUUAAGGAGAAAAGACAUGCCAGGUCUUGUUUACUACAUUUAAAAUGUUUACAACUCUGUCGGGCUGCUUUAUGAACAAUACCGUACUUGCAUAAUAUGGCAUUGUAAGUACAUAUCCUUCCUUAGACUUUUAAAAAGUUUUAAUGAGAGAAAGUAAAUUUACUCAACAAAAUAACAUGAGAAACUUCUACAUAGUAUCUUUACUGGGGAAGUCUUAUUUAAGCAAGGUACACUAUUUUUUCCUCAGAAAGACUUAAGUGUUCACUUAUUUUUUAUUUGAUGAUAAGAUAGUAGUAGCUAACUUAAUGUACACUUUGCUUAGGUUUUGAAACAUGUUACUAUUAAGACUGCAUAUUGUAAAACUUCUGUAAUGUUCACAUAUCAAUGACAGGAGAAAGUUAAACUUAAUUGAAGGAGCUUUGGAAUAAAAAGAAAGUGAUGCUGGGGAAAUUUACCAUGGUUCACAAAGUAUGCCUUUGUAAAACUGAAUCAACUUUUAGCAGGAAUUAAGUUAUGCAGUUCUAAAUGUUAAAUUGUGUAUAUUUAAUAGAAAAUACUUAUCUGGCACCUCAGCAGUUUUCUUUAAAUGUUACCUUACACUUUUAACAGUAUGAUUUAUAUUGAAUACUUAGAUGUUUUCAUAAGAUUUUAUCAAAUUUGAUAAUGUAAUGAUAAAAUGUUUUUAAAAUGUGAACUAUUUAACAUAUAAAUGAGGACACAAAACCUGAAUUGUGAUUUCUACAUAAUGUGAUAAUUAGGGUUCAAAUUAUGAGUCAUGAUUUAAUUCAUUAUAAAUGAGUGUAUUUCUGAA
This is a messenger RNA of Saimiri boliviensis boliviensis (Bolivian squirrel monkey), 5509 nucleotides long. It is a transcript of the gene DCUN1D1, whose product is annotated as defective in cullin neddylation 1 domain containing 1. NCBI's taxonomy places the organism in Eukaryota, Metazoa, Chordata, Mammalia, Primates, Cebidae. Gene Ontology annotation, biological process: protein neddylation. The record is from RefSeq and is a predicted model, not a curated record. Gene Ontology annotation, molecular function: ubiquitin conjugating enzyme binding; cullin family protein binding; ubiquitin-like protein binding. Gene Ontology annotation, cellular component: ubiquitin ligase complex.